AUGUCAUAUAAUCCUUAUGCCUAUACAGGGAAUUCAAAUGAAGUCGUAACUGACCGAUUUGCUAAUAAUAAUAACAAUAACAAGAACAAUAACCAACAACAUCAACAACAACAACAACAACAACAACAACAACAACAACAACAUGGCUCCUUCAGUGGAGCAUCUAAUGGGUUUAACAAUAAUUUCAACGGUCAACCAAAUAUGAUCCCCCAACAACAACAACAACCAGGCCAACCACCACUGCAACAACAACAACAACAGCAACCAGGUUUUCCAUUCCAAGAUCCUCGUAAUACUAUGGCUUUCCAAAUUGGUCAAUCUGCAUUUAAUAAUUUCAUAGGACAAGAUAAUUUUAACCAAUUCCAAGAAAAUGUUAAUAAAAUGACGGGUUCUUCAUCAUCUUUAUCUCAUUAUUUCCAGGUGUCUACUGUUUACGUAUUGAACAAGAUUAAACAAAUUUUGUUUCCUUUCACUAAUAGUAAUAAUUGGCAACGUAUGAUUGAUAAUAAUUCUCAAUCGAAUAACGGUAAUGGUGCCAAAUUCUUACCACCAACAGAAGAUAUUAAUUCUCCAGAUCUUUAUAUACCCAUCAUGGGUCUAGUGACAUAUAUUCUAAUUUGGAAUACUCAACAGGGUCUACAAGGUUCAUUCAAUCCUGAAAAUCUUUACUAUAAAUUAUCAUCCAUUUUAGCAUUUGUUGGUUUAGAUUUAUUCAUCUUAAAAUUAGGACUUUAUUUAUUGGUCAAUACAAAAUCUCCUACGACAAGUAUAACAGAAUUAAUUUGUUACGUUGGUUAUAAAUUUGUUCCAUUAACUUUAGCACUUUUCUUUCCACAGCAACCAUUAUGGAUUUCAAUACUUGGCAAGAUGUAUCUUUUCAUUGCAUUUGGUGUAUUCUUAUUAAGAUCUGUUAAAUUCAACUUGUUUAAUAAUUUAAAUGAUGAGAUGGGUAGUGUCAAGAAAUCUACUGUCAAGAAAUGUAACUAUUUCUUAUUCGUAUAUGGAUUUGUUUGGCAAAGUGUAUUAAUGUGGUUAAUGGGUUAG
This is a messenger RNA of Maudiozyma barnettii, 1044 nucleotides long. RefSeq names its product protein transporter YIF1 (gene YIF1). Gene Ontology annotation, cellular component: COPII-coated ER to Golgi transport vesicle; endoplasmic reticulum-Golgi intermediate compartment; endoplasmic reticulum membrane. NCBI's taxonomy places the organism in Eukaryota, Fungi, Ascomycota, Saccharomycetes, Saccharomycetales, Saccharomycetaceae. The transcript has a single exon. The record is from RefSeq and is a predicted model, not a curated record. The coding region runs from base 1 to 1044 and encodes 347 amino acids. Gene Ontology annotation, biological process: endoplasmic reticulum to Golgi vesicle-mediated transport.